This is a messenger RNA of Hippoglossus stenolepis (Pacific halibut), 8050 nucleotides long. Its product is annotated as ephrin type-B receptor 3. The transcript has 16 exons. The record is from RefSeq and is a predicted model, not a curated record. The coding region runs from base 723 to 3764 and encodes 1013 amino acids. Gene Ontology annotation, cellular component: plasma membrane; neuron projection. Lineage: Eukaryota; Metazoa; Chordata; Actinopteri; Pleuronectiformes; Pleuronectidae. Gene Ontology annotation, biological process: protein phosphorylation; axon guidance; cell surface receptor protein tyrosine kinase signaling pathway. Gene Ontology annotation, molecular function: transmembrane-ephrin receptor activity; ATP binding; protein binding.
GUGCGCUUCAUUCCAGUGCACAAGCCGAGCGAAGCAGACGGUCCCUCGCGCAGCAGCCACAGCUUCUCAACAUUUCGCUCAGGGAAUAAAUAUCUGCUCCGACAGACUCGGCUGUGUCUUCCUCCAGGAAUUAUUCACCUCGGACCGUGGACGCAUGUGAGAGCGCACAGCUUCGCCGGAGCUGGGACGGUACACCAUGGUUCUGACACAAGUGCGGCUGCUCCUCUGACCGCAGAAAGAAGAAGAAAAAAAAAAACUCUUUGGAUCUCAUCGAGAAGGCUGUAAUUUAUUUUUUUCCCCCCCCUCGUUGACUCCCAUCGAAAAAUAUUGCAGGGAAUAUUCUCCUGGAUGGUGAGCACCGCGCACUGGACUACCUGUUUUCAGCCGAUUCGCUCCAUGCGAGGGGAAGGGACUGGAGGACUUGCGCCCGCCGCCUUCCCUCUGGUUUAACAACGCACGUUUGGAGAUCACUGAAAGGGGCGGAAAGCCUGUUGUAUCCACGCAUUUCCCACCGCGGCGGUCAUCUCUCCUCUCUGAACUCUCCCCUCAACGUGUGUGUUGGUGAAUGGGGGUAACUCUGGUGCUGGAGGCUUGACGCAGCUGGGACAGGGACUGGACUGGGUUGCGCGGAGCGUCGGAUCACCCAGGAUUGUAUCCCCCCCUCCUGCCCUCACUCACUCUCUCUGCCGAGGGUCUAUUUACAUGUCCGACCUGACUGCUUUAUGACAAUGGAUUACUUUCUGCUUUUAUGCAGCCUCUUGCUGCCCAUGGUGUCCGCCGUAGAAGAGACGCUGAUGGACACGAAGUGGGCCACGACAGAAUUAGCCUGGACUGCACACCCUGAGACUGGGUGGGAAGAAGUAAGUGGCUAUGAUGAUGCCAUGAACCCCAUCAGGACGUAUCAAGUCUGCAAUGUACGUGAGGCCAACCAGAAUAACUGGCUACGCAGUGACUUCAUCCCCCGAAAGGAUGUGCUGCGUGUAUAUGUAGAGAUGAAAUUCACUGUGCGUGAUUGCAACAGCAUUCCCAACAUCCCCGGCUCCUGCAAAGAGACCUUCAACCUCUUCUACUAUGAGUCUGACUCAGACUCAGCUACAGCCACCAGCCCUUUCUGGAUGGAGAACCCUUAUGUGAAGGUGGACACUAUUGCCCCAGACGAGAGCUUCUCCAUGCUCGAGUCAGGACGGGUAAACACAAAAGUCCGAAGUUUCGGGCCUCUGUCCAAAGCCGGGUUCUACUUGGCCUUCCAGGACCUCGGCGCUUGCAUGUCACUCAUCUCAGUGAGGGUGUUUUAUAAGAAGUGCUCCACCACAAUUGCCAACUUUGCCGUGUUCCCAGAGACAGCGACUGGGGCUGAGGCAACGUCCUUGGUCAUUGCACCAGGAACUUGUGUCCCCAAUGCCCUCGAGGUGUCCGUGCCACUGAAGCUUUAUUGCAACGGUGAUGGGGAGUGGAUGGUUCCUGUCGGAGCCUGCACCUGCUCAUCCGGUUUUGAACCGCAAAUAAAGGAAACCCAAUGUCAAGCUUGCAGCCCUGGCACCUUCAAGUCCAAACAGGGAGACGGUUUCUGCUUGCCGUGUCCUGACCACAGCGUCGCCGGCUCGGGAGCAGCCAGCAUUUGCUCCUGUCGAAACGGUUACUACCGAUCGGACACCGACUCUCCUGACUCCCCCUGCACCACUGUUCCCUCGGCGCCACGCAGCGUCAUCUCCAUUGUGAACGAAACCUCGCUCGUGCUGGAGUGGAGUGAGCCCCGUGACAUGGGCGACCGCGACGACAUCUUCUACAAUGUCAUCUGCAAGAAAUGUCUGCCUGAGCGGGGGAUGUGCUCGCGGUGCGACGACAACGUGGAUAUCUCGCCGCGCCACCUGGGCCUGACCCAGCGCCGCGUGGCUGUCCGCAACCUGCAAGCGCACACGCAGUACAGCUUCGAGAUCCAGGCGGUCAACGGAGUCUCCAACAAGAGCCCUUACACACCUCAUUUCUCCGCAGUGAAUAUCACCACAAAUCAGGCCGCGCCGUCCGCAGUGCCCACAGUCCACCUGAUGGCGGCCACAGCGAGCACCAUGAGCCUGUCCUGGCUGCCUCCAGACAAGCCCAAUGGAAUCAUUCUGGAUUAUGAGAUUAAGUACCAUGAGAAGGAUCAGGGUGAGGCCAUCGCCCAUACUAUGACUGCCCAGCGGAGCAACGCGCGCAUCGAAGGUCUCAAGGCUGGUACGCCUUAUGUGGUGCAGGUCCGUGCCCGAACGGUAGCUGGUUACGGUCGCUACAGCAGCCCAGCCGACUUCAGCACCAACCUGCAAACCGACCCUCCAAAGUCAUGGCAAGAGCAGGUGCCACUCAUCGUGGGAUCAGCCACCACAACCUUUGUCUUCAUCAUUGCAGUUGUGGUCAUCGCAAUCGUCUGCCUCAGAAAGCAGAGGAACGGCUCAGAGUCGGAGUACACAGAGAAACUGCAGCAAUACAAAUCCCCUAUAGUAACGCCGGGAAUGAAGGUCUACAUUGAUCCCUUCACCUACGAGGACCCCAAUGAAGCAGUGCGCGAGUUUGCCAAGGAGAUCGACGUGUCCUGCGUGAAGAUCGAGGAGGUCAUCGGCGCAGGUAACCCACCAAAGCUCCUGAGCUACAGGGGGAAGACUGCUAGUCACCUCCAGGCCAUACCGUUAGAGGACUUCACACCAAGCGGAGAGUUUGGCGAGGUGUGCCGUGGUCGCCUCAAGCUGCCUGGGCGCCGGGAGAUCAUCGUAGCCAUCAAGACCCUGAAGGUGGGCUACACUGACCGCCAGAGGCGAGACUUCCUGUCCGAAGCUUCCAUCAUGGGCCAGUUCGACCACCCCAACAUCAUCCGUCUGGAAGGCGUAGUCACCAAGAGCAGGCCAGUGAUGAUCGUGACCGAGUUCAUGGAGAAUGGGGCACUGGACUCAUUCCUGAGGCUCAAUGACGGGCAGUUCACGGUGAUCCAGCUGGUUGGGAUGCUGCGCGGCAUCGCAGCGGGCAUGAAGUACCUGUCGGACAUGAACUACGUGCACAGAGACUUGGCCGCCCGCAACAUCUUGGUCAACAGUAAUCUGGUGUGUAAGGUGUCUGACUUCGGCCUGUCUCGUUUCCUGGAGGACGACCCCACAGACCCCACCUACACCAGCUCACUGGGCGGCAAGAUCCCCAUUCGCUGGACGGCUCCCGAGGCCAUCGCGUACAGGAAGUUCACCUCGGCCAGUGACGUCUGGAGCUACGGCAUCGUCAUGUGGGAAGUGAUGUCGUACGGCGAGCGGCCGUACUGGGACAUGAGCAAUCAAGAUGUGAUAAAUGCCGUUGAGCAGGACUAUCGGCUGCCCCCACCCAUGGACUGCCCCACAGCGCUGCACCAGCUCAUGUUGGACUGCUGGGUGAAGGAGAGGAACCUGCGACCCAAAUUCACCCAGAUUGUGGCCACGCUGGAUAAGCUUAUCCGCAAUGCUGCCAGCCUCAAGGUGGUCACGAACAGCACACAGUCCACAGGGGUGUCCCAGCCCUUGCUUGACCGCUGUGUCCCAGACUAUACCACUUUCACCACUGUGGGGGACUGGCUGGACGCCAUCAAGAUGAACCGCUACCGUGACAACUUCGUCAAUGCCGGAUUCGCUUCCUUUGACCUGGUGGCCCAGAUGACGGCAGAGGACCUGCUGCGGAUAGGAGUGACGCUGGCCGGCCAUCAAAAGAAGAUUCUCGGGAGCAUUCAGGACAUGAGACUACAGAUGAACCAAACACUUCCUGUCCAGGUGUGAGCGACGGGACACACGGACCGAUGCAGUCGGAAGGACAGCCAGACAGGACAAAAAAGGGGGAAGGAACUGUGGCAGAGAGAGCCAUUGGAAAACCCUAGCUGCCUGACCCACCUCUGCCAAUUAGACGCAAUGAAACUGGCUUGCGGUGCCUCUGAAUCUUUUUUUUUUUUAGUUUUUUCUUAAUUUCAUCACCACUUCCAUUCCCUCUUCCUGCUUUUUUGUUAUUCGUCAUUGUUCCUUUUUUUUUUUCAUCCAAUCAUAGUUUGUGUGUUUUUGAAGGAGGAGUUAAGCCCCUUAUAUCCCAUGCGUGCCUCACCGGCUCUGGUGUGGGGUGACGUUUGCAUGCAUGUGUGUUUUAGUGAAGUUGGCCUUAGCCCCCGUAACUGAAACUUCACACUCUAAACCUCCUGCAAGAGCCCCCCACGCCCUCUGACCCCCUCAACCCAGCUCUGAUGGACGUAUUAUAUAUUAAAGAAUGAACACCCUGCUUUAAAAAAAAAGAAAAAGUGAGCCAACGUUCACACAUGAGAAACAAACACAGGACGUGUUUUGGACCCACAGGAGAUAGCGGACAAUUCUUUCCCUGGUAGAAGUCGUUUUUACUGUGCACGUGUGUGUCGUUCUCCAUCUUCAUAUUGAAGGUGUGUUAUCUCAAAAGGGGCACUCGCUGAAGAAGGGUGAGGCGGCGGAGGAGGAGAAAUGACGGGCUGAGGUCAAAGCUCAAGAGGACGACAGAGGUCGAGAGGGUGCAGCCACAUUUUUGGGACACUCGUGCUGGCUCUUCAGUUUGACCUGAAGUGACUCAGGAUAGCUCCGCAGCAGCUUGGGAUCACUCGCUCAUCCAGAGUGUUUUUACACAUAAUAAUGUUUUUAACUUUCGUCUGUCCACACUUCAUUGUUCUUCUCGCCUUCUCCCUUUUUUCUUUUUUUUUUGACUCUCUGACACAUUUUUUGGGAGAUUUGUGGUUUUAAAAUGGCCGGCCAAUCCUAAGCCCCCCCCCCCACCACUGGACUAUGUGAUAAAGGGGGACAUUGACUGUGGCGCUAUAGAAAGACCACUUGGCCUUCUGUGUGCAUUUUUGUACGUGUGCGUGUGCGUGUGCGUGUGCAUGUGUGCGUGGAUGCGUGAUCAAGUGUGCAUGGAUGUGCGGAUGUGUCGAGUUGCACACAAAUAUACUGUACAGUAUGGCUUCCGCUAUUCGCCACCGUGGAGAAUUAAAGCAUGAACUGAACCAUGACAAGGAGCAAAUAUAUCUGAAACAAUUACGCUAUAGUCUGUGGACAACUGUUAAACAUUCUUUUUUAUUGAAUCCAAAACAAUGAACUUUGGACAUACACACACACACACACACAUAUAUAUAAAAAAUUAUAUAUAUGUGCAUCAUGCCGAACCAGAGGAACCAUGACAGACACCUUACUUUCUACUUACUAUUAUCUGGAUUUAGAGAUAAUCAAACUUCUUGUUUUCAUUUCUUGACAUCCUGCCCUAUGUAUUUAUUUGUACCUCGCCCGCCAACCACAACCCCCAGCACCCUCCCUCCAAUCAGAUGGUCCCUUGGCCAUCUGGGACUGUGGACUGAACAAUCAGAAGGAAGAGAAAACUCCAAGAGGAUUCACCUGAUGAAUAGAUGAUUAUUAAACAAAAAAAGAUAUUGCAUAUAAAUUGGAUAUUGUAUUUUUGUUGUUGUUCUAAACAGCCUGUACAUGUUUUGUAACAAAAAUACGAUAAAUAACAAAAAGAAAAAAAUGGUGUUUUGACAAAAUGGAAGUCGUUGUUGUGAAAUGAUUCAGGAGUUGGAAAAAAAAUACUGAAAGAAGAUAAGUAGGUGAAAGUCUGGACUUUGACGAUCCCAUGGUAAUAACAUGUCGUCCUGCUCUCUGUCCGUCACAGUGUGAGUGUGUAUGCACAUGCAGAGUUUGUGUGUUUGUGUGUGUGUGCCAGCCCAACUGGAUAUUGAGCUUCCCCUGUUCAUUCUCAUUCUCGACAUAAAGAGCAUUUGUGAAUCCCAGAGCUACCAAUUGUCUUCCAGGCACAUUUAAUUCAAACCUCCUAUAGACGUAGAUGUGGUUUACCUGUGCUUUAAUUUGACUUAUUUACCAUAACCUCAGAGGGAUUCUCACUAUCCAUUGUAUGUAGGACUGUUAUUAAGGAGUCGUUCGGGUGGGUGGGGGAGGCACAGAGAUGUUGCAGCCUACCUGUCAAUCAUUUCAAUGGUCCCAGACACGGAGCUCCAUCACAGGACCUGCAGUUUCGCCUCGCUGCAACACAAUCCUCAUCAGAGAAUCCAGAGCUGUCAGAAGAGAGACCUAUUGGUCUUUGUCUGUCAGGUCGAUUAAUGCGGCAGCCAAUCUGGCACUGCGAGCGCCGCGAGCGCACAAACAUACGGCGGGGCUGACCUAUCAUUAUCUCUCUUCAUUUCCUGUCUGGCCUGCAAUCAUCCUGUCUCAAGCUGCUGCAUGAUUAGUACAGUGCAGGAUCAACAGCCUUGGCAAGCAGACAGCCGAAAAUCUGCAGGCCCUCAUCCUAAAUGAUAGCAGCUGCAUCGCGGAGGCCGUACUAUUUGCGCCUCCGACAGAGGGGUGUUUGAUGGUAGCGGAUUAAGGGAUGGGGCUGCGUCAUCGGUGCGAUCUUCCAGUCUCCAUGUUGUUUGGGUUGGAGCUGAUCAAUGCAAUAUGUGACUCUUAUUAGUUAGGUGUGUAAUGAUAGCGUGAUGUGAGUGGCCGUGCAGUGUGUCUUGCCAUAUUACUUUAGUCAGCCACUUCUUAGACCCUUCAAAAAGCCAUUGAGAAUAUUAUGCAAAGCAGCAACGUGUUCCCCAUUUUCUGUUGUUUCAUCUUACCCCACGUGCAGAUGUUGUCACCACUCAGAGCUCACUCUUUAAAAAGCCUCUCUAACCUGCAACAGUUGUAAAAACUAAAUCAAGUCAUUUUAACAGUCACACUAUGCCGGAAAUAAGUCUCUGAUUUUUUCAUUUUUUAUUUCUGAUGCCCAGAAUCGGACGUGCACGUUAUCAACGUUAUGAGAAUGUGUUGAAAGUGCCUGUUAGACGGGCACACGUGUUUUUCUUAUCAUCAUUUCGGAAGAAUUUUGUUUUUUUCUGAAGAAUUUAGAUCGCAAAGAGCGAUAGAACACACACACACACACACAGGGGACAAAGAAUUACUGCAAUCAGAGGCUCACAUUAACUCUCAGGAACAAACAAUAUGGAUCCCUUCUUUCUCCACUCAGCUCAAUCAUUUAAUCAGUUUAGUCCCACUGUGGCAACACACAAGACACCGCCGCUGACCAUAAAGUAAAGGUGUGUGUGUGUGUGUGUGUGUGUGUGGCGGCAUAUCAGAGCUAAACACAAUCAGAUGGCAGACGUGCCCACUCAUGAAAAAUGGCAGCGCGUUGGAUUCCGCGUGAACUAUUGAUGAGGUGCACAUGGUGCGCUGGGAUCUGGAGUCCUGUUCACCGAAGUCAACCAGCCGUGAGUGAUGAGCUCAACUGGCACUGUUGCACAUCUUAAAAUGAUAAAACUGCCGCCACGUCAACUGCAAACAAUUAAUCAUUAAGUGGAUUCACACAUUCGAGGGAGGGUUUAAUAUUUAACAUUCUCACUGAGGAGAAGAACUCGCUCUCAUGUGUUUGUUUUUUUUCCUUUUAGUUUUUUUUGUUCAUCUUCCAGACUGGUGAAAUUAAGAUGGACUGCUAUGUGUGUGUGUGUGUGUGUGUGCGUGUGCGUGUGUGUGGAAUAAAAGGAUUGUCAUUUUAUACAGGAACAUUUUGAUCAGCAGAGUCUAGGCCUUGUCAGAUGUGGUUAUCUCUUUGUGUGCCAAUAGGAUUCAGCGUAUCCCAACAUUCCUUCCAUCUUUUCUUUCCCUAUUUUACAUCAUCCACAGAUCAUCAAAUAAUCCCCCCCCCCCCCACAUCCUCCCCGACAAAACCCCCUUUUAUUAGCAACUUUUCUUUCUUCAGUUGUCUGUUUUAAAUAAAUAUACACACUUCUGUCCUUUCUUUUUGUCUUAUAACAAACUCGCUGCGGUCUUGGUCACUUUUGAAAAGUCCCUCUUCAUACGUGGAAGCGAGAUGUUUCAGAGAGUACUGUACAUGUGUAGUGAAGUGGGAGGGGGGGGGGGGCGGAAUACAGCGCCAACAAAUGCAAUUGUUAGUUCCUCUUUGAAAAGCAUUGAGAUGUAUUUAAUGGUGCAGACAUACACAACUAAUUACUAAAAAUGAUGAUGCAUUCUUGUAGAAAUAUUUUUAAAAAGACCCUUUUUGCAAUUAAAUUAUUUAAGAAAUGUGA